Paramuricea clavata is the source of this 13593-nucleotide messenger RNA. NCBI's taxonomy places the organism in Eukaryota, Metazoa, Cnidaria, Anthozoa, Malacalcyonacea, Plexauridae. The record is from the annotation of a GenBank genome assembly.
AGUGGGAGGGCGCUAACUGUAUAAUGUUUUGUAUUUUAUCAUCCCGUCAAUCUGUCAAACCCACAUAACAGAGAAGACUCCCUACAGAAAGGAUCAAAUUCAGUUUUUGUACACAAAAAAUUUGUAUAUUUUCAACAUGAAGACUUUCGUGGUUCUACUGUUAGCCCUGGCCGUGAGCCGAUUUGAGGCGAAACCGUUCAAUAACUUUUACGACGAAACCGAGGAAGGUAUAUACGAUUUGAAUAUAUAAUCCAUGCUCGUCUAAAUGCUAUUUUCGAGUUAUUAAUGUAUGUUAGGCUAGAUAAGGCUUUCGCUGUGGUUUUUCGACUCUCCUGGUUGGGCUUAGCGUAGUUCAAAGCAACUAUAGAGUAUUCUCCAUUAUAUUCGAGCGGGACACAGCCAGCAAACUGAUAUGUGAAGAGAGUAUAUACGUUAUAUUGAGACAGCAACUUACUGAAGCGGAAAUAUACUACGGUUAAACUGAUUAAAAUAACAAGAAAAUUUUUACGUUUCUGUCUAAAUUUAAAGGGAAAACGUUGCUGUUUAGCCUGUAGCGAUUUGGGGGUUAAAUGGUGGUCAAGUGUAGAUAUUUCAGCGAGUUUUGUAGAGUUAUGUGUAUUCAUUUCAACAAGAUAAUUAAAAGCGCGCAAGCCGUAUUAUAUAUGAACCGUUUAUACGCAUAUUUAAAGCCUAUUUUAAAAUAGCGUCUCUAGCUUUUCUUCGACUGAUUUUGAAAGAAAUGUAAUAUAAGCCCAGAAACGUUUGUGAAUUGAGGAACUUAUGGAAUAUUUUUAUGGCAUGAGGUCAUACAGCGGCUUUAAAGUUCAUUUUGACCAUUUAAUUUCGGCAUAAUUAUUAACAAUUACAAGGGCAAGACGUUGUGGCGCGCCAUAAGUCAUUUGAUCAGGUAGCCAAAAGAAUAAACCGUAUUAUUGGAACUUUAGUUUCACUGGCUUCGUAAAGGGCAAUAGCCAAUACUCUCUCUCUCUAUUUUCUCAUAAUAAAUGUCAAAGUUUAUCGUUUUAUGUAUAUAUGUAAUACGUAUAUAUAUGUAUAUACAAAGCGGGUUAAUUUAACAACAGUUGUCAGCAGCCAUGCAUGAUUCGUGUCUGAACCAAGUUUUAGAGGGACUGUAUAGAUAAAUAGUAAAGAGGGGACGCUAUUUAAAAACUUUAAAAGAAAAACUCAAUUCUCUUUUCCAAUAAAUCAACUAUUUUGGGGGCAACUGAUUGUAAUUGUGUCGGAAUGCACGUACAGAGAAAAUUAUAUAACUGUAUUCUGUAAGGAUAUCUCAAUAGUGGUGGUCAAUAUAUAGUGUACGAACUAUACUGGACAAAGACUAUGAUUUUUCAGGUAGGUCGAAAACUCUAUAGUUUUAGAACACUGUUUUAAGGAAGUCUGCCCUUUCUCUAUAAAAGACGAGUUUUAAAAAACUCUAAUUCGUUGACAGUUUCAAGUGUAUUUUUGCCGAAGAAUGGAGUGUUUUACAUAGACAAAUUAGACCAUUAAAUUGACAGAGAUCUUUGAACGUAAAUGAGUAAAUGUAGUUAUUGAAUACAUUUAGCCUAUUAUGGGCUUAAAUUUAGGAAUAACAGACCGAUGUAUUAAUGAACUUGACCUAAUUUUAUAAUAGACUGAAAUAUAGUUGGAUAUUUCUUAAUUGCAUGACUGCACCCGUGUGAGUGUUAUAAAGAACCGGCUAUAUUAGAAUAUAGUUACAAGAAAGCCUGGCCUACGUCAACCCAUGCAUCGGUGUUAAAAUGUUAAAAAAUCUCCUUCAAUUUGACAGUUCAAAGACGAUUUUUCUGAGGAGGAACAGGCGGUGUACAUGAAUAACAUUACGUCAUCUUGUGUGACAAACAUCUUUGUUUUAAAACAUUUUAUAUUUAAAUGAGCAUAUACAAAAUACUGAGAAUCCACUUCAUGUGUUUGGUCUGUUGUUUUUUCUUACACGGUGAAUUGUUUAAAGCCUUCUAUAGCCUACAUAAUGCGGGCAUGAUUUAUGAAAAGUUGUACGGAGUCCGGUAUACAUGUAUUUUUCCGGACACACACUUCGAUUCUAACUUCUCGACGACGGACGAUGGGCCUUACACAUCGAAGUUCCGUUUGUGUUUUUGAGGUCUCCCAGAGUUUCUGCAUGGGGGUCGAGGAAGUAAGGCAUAUAUUUUGCAAUGCGAAGGCUGGAACGAAGCCGAAUAAGGGAAUAUGUAAGCUUGGGAAACAAGGGAACGUGGUAAAACUUUGUUGGAAACGGGAGACGAAGGGAAUCUUUUCAAGUGAACACCGGAACACAGGCUACCCCAUCCCCACUUUUGAGGUAAUUGUACAAUGCUGUUUGUUUGUUUGUAAGACCAUAUAUACAGUGAAACAUCGAUCCAAUUGAUAAACAUCUCAAUUAAAAUUUCCUUCAAACGUAGUUACACUAUUACACACUUUGAUAAAUGCAUUCCAAAAAAAAACCCAAAGAAAACGUGGGUAGUGUAUAUAGUGUAACUAUAUAAAGCAUCUUUAUACAAAAUGUCGCGACGUGACAGCUUCAAAUUUUUUUUUGUCAAGCGACUCCCACUGUAUAUGUAAAUUUCAGCUUUUCAUUGUGAAAAUUCUGUAUGAUAUUAUUAUGCAUGUUAUUAUAGUUGGGAGUCAUAUAUCAACAGGUAGGAUCUGUUGACUAUAUAUAGCUUCCUGAAGGUUGAGAGUUCGUGUCUCGUGCACUUCCAAUCUUUAUAUGGGCUUCAUCGGGGGGACAACUGGAUUAUUUUUGAAGGUUUAGAGUCUAAGCUGAUGCGUGUGAGCUAGCUCAUAUAAUGACUUCAAUUAAUUUAACCAAAUCAAGGAAUUGGACAUUGUGUGAUACAAAAAAUCUGCAAUUUAACAGGUAGGGCGGUGGCCUUCGGAGAUUUAAUAUUUCUUUUCUAUAAAACGACAAAGAUUCCGCAUUGCCAAGAUUUGUAGAUUUAAGAGUAAGCUCAGCAGAAAUAAUUCAAAUUGCGUGUACUUUGAAAGCUUGCAAAGGAUUUGACUCGCCACCAAUCUGUGCGGGGUAAUUGAUAGCACACCAUUUGGGUGGAAUAGUGGAGUCGAAGAACUCCCGCAUGCCAAUCAAUGUAUAGGCUUGGUAUAGAGCACAGGAAAGCUAUAAUUGAGAUAUAAAUGUGCAUUUAUGUGGACAUAGAACUCGUAUAAGUGGCUUUGAGGCUUAAAUAAAGUUGAAAUAAUAACAAAUACUUAGCUAAGAUUAAGAAAAGUUUAAAUAUUCGUAAUGAUUUAUCAAAUGAUUUUUGGUGCCAAGAAAAAUAUUCGCGUGACACUAGCUAAAUCAUGCCAUUUUCAACUAUGUAUAAAAACCCCAGGAAAUUCACGCAAUUUCGCGACAGCGCUUCGAAAUUCACGCAAUUUCACUUCGAAAAACACAAUGUCAGGGAAAUUCAUUAUAUAGAGAAGGAUAUAGAAAUGAUCAUUAGACUCCCAAGGUCACGGGCGUUUUGACGACCAACUUUCUUUGUAUGAUACAUGUAUUUAAAAAAAGCCUCUGAAUUCAGUAUAGGUGCAGUGUUUUGUUUCAUGUUCAACUUCUUGUUGCUGGCUAUAGACUAUAUAUAGUGCUUCAAUAAGGAGAACAGUUUAGAACUGAUACAUCAAGUUAUCCAGUAUAAAUAAAUAACUACCAUGCAGCCAGUAAUUUAUUUCAAAGGACAAAGCCUUCCUCAGACCAACCAAAUCUUGGAUUUUCGAGAUCCAUCUCUUCGGAAUUUGUUCUACUUUAUAGAAAUAAAAUUAGUUCAUUAAGUUCUCUUCUACCAGGUGAUUCUAUAUAAGCAAAGGAGAACAGUUUGGGUAUAACUCAUUGUGAUAUGAUAUCCAGUUUAAAUAGAGUCAGUUUAGUUUAGUUUUUAGUUUAGUUUCCUCCUGUAAUGAAGUAUAAAAUAAUAUAAAAAAAAUGUGUACGAAACUUCGAGAAGAAUUCGAAGUGGGUUUCUGGGCAUUAAUGCAUCAUUGAUUAUCUUUUUAUACAGUAUUGCCGGUUCAUGCUUUUAAGUUCUCUAACUGCAUAUAAACAAGGAAUUUUAGUUGAGGCAGGAAAAACUGGAAUGCCGAUUUUGCCUAUUUUUAUUUGCCAUUUGUUUGGGUAAUUAGUCACGUUUCCACACUAUGUUUUUUCGAAUUACGUAAACUAGUGCCUGAGAGGUUCUUUAUCUAGCUUUGUUAUGAUAAUAUCUGUACGUUAUUUUUUUUCCACUUUUAAAAAUAGUUUAAAAGAUCUUAUCACAAACGAUCCACGCAAACAUAAAAUAUCUUCCGAUGCAGUGCUGUUUUAAAUUCACCUUACAAAAUUAUUGUGUAACUCUCGAUAGGGUUAUAUUUCACUGGUGCAUGUGAUUGGGUAGAUUUGUGACAUACGAUGGCCACGAGUCGUAAUUUGCAUUAUGUUAUUUCACCCCCCCCCUCCUCCCUGUUCACACGCAUACACACUUCAAUACCAAUGAUGUUUUCCACUUCUGACCAAAAACUCAUCGUGACUUAAAAGUCACUUUUUUGUACAUUUUGUGUAAUAUACUCAUUAUAACGUCACCUUUCCCACAAUUUUUGCUGGUUCCGUACAAUUGUAAAAUCAGCCUUUCAAACCUUCAACAUUUUUACUAAAAUGACUGUCGCUCUUUUUUAUUUAAUGAUGAUUGAUUGCAUCAGACUGAUCUAUAAAGUCAUAAAAUCUAUUGAUAAUAUCUAAAAUCAUUGAUAAUAUCUAAAAUCAUUGCUAAUAUCUAAAAAGCUUUUCUUACUAAUUAUGCAUGAACGUUUUUAAACGUUUUAAAAGCAUGCCUGAUCUUCAGGCAAAAUUCUUCUGAAUUUGUUUGGUAAAAUCUAUAUUCCCACCAGGAUCCAAAUUAAACCUGUCUCACGUUGUUAAUCAAAAUCUUCCAGAUCAUUGUGUCUAUAUUGUCUUCCUUCAGCUCGUCGUUGGCGGCAGAUAAUUAUCUUUGGAAUAUUUUAUGACUCAUAACAAAAGACAUGUGGAAAUUAUUUCUGGCUUUUGUCUUUAUAUAAAUCUGUAGACAUUUCUAAGCCAUGCAGAGCCAGCAGAGACAACAUAUAUCAUAAUACUAACCUUUAUACGAAUAUUUUGUAACUCCUGUCUAUAUAUAAGAUUAAGAAACGUAUAUGUCAUAUGAAAAAACGAUUCCCUUCUAAACUGCCAAUUUUGGAGAAAAUAAACAAUGAUAUAUCAAAAACAAAUAUUUCAGUCGAAAGCCGAUAUUGUAGUACGACGACCGGGUCCAUAUUUUCGGCCUACACAGCCAUGAGCCAAACCUUUCUUUCUAGAUUUCUUUCCGCGGUAACAACUCGCAUGUAUAUUAGGGAUUGUUCCUGCUGCGUGGAUCUCCGCUCUAUACAGAAAACAGUUAAUACUAAUGAACUAUAUUAAACAGAAAGUUAAACGAAGUUUCCUUGAAAGUUAUUGAUUUUCCGACAGAAUAACACACUGCAAAUUUAUCGGCAAGUUCAUUUAGCUUCGCUUUAUUUUUUUGUCAUCGUUUAAUUGUCUUCGUUUUGGGGUGUACAUGACCUUAUUAAAUUAUACCGACUGCCAGAUUUUGUUGCUCUUUGGUGAUUUUGGCAGCAUUAUAUUCAUCUCAAUUAUAAUAUAGCACGGUGAAUAGCUGGGCUUAUAGAUCAAAAGCAUUGCAAUACAAUAUAGAUACACCAUGUUUAUAUGACAAACCAAAACUAUCCAUAAGUUUUGUUAUAAAGUUAGUUUUGCUAUAAAGAGUAUACUGCAUGUGCAUAUAUGUGCAAAAAUGACGUGGCAUAAAACCAUGGUCCAUCAGCCUCGUCCCCAGGCUCCAACUCAGACGCGCGGGUUCCGAUGCAACCAUGAGUGACGUCAGUGCGAUUAAUUUCGUCAUGAAAACUUUGUUUUUAUUUUGUAUAUACUUAGAUUAAAGAUAAACAGCGCAUGUUUUCGUUGAAAAACAGAUGUUUCACACAUGUUUAGAUUUUGGUGUUGUAUAAUACAUGCAUGCAUGUACUUAUCAAAGAAGCUUUAUAUACACUUUCCUAUACCGACAACUGCCUCUUUCCCUUUAUAUUCUCCCUGUAUAGUGUAGACAAACUUCAAACGUGUAGAUUAUAGCAGAAAACACUGUGUAGUUAUUUUUGAACGUAGCUUGGAAACCAAGGGUGGGUAGUAGCGAAGUAGGUUGUAGUUCGCUACUGUAGCGAACUACAAUUUUCAAAAGUAGCCAGCCAGUAGUUUUGACCACUUUUUUAAAACAGUACCUGUAGUUAUAGCGAACUACAUUUUGCCUAAAAGUAGCCAAGUAGUUGACUACUUUUCAAACAGCGAAUCGCUAUUCGCUACUUUUUAAAAUUGUUAACAACUUGAUAGAAUAGUAUGAUAUUCAGACACGGUUUGCUUAAAAUCAAUACUCAAUAGUCAAUUUGCACUCUUGAACACUGUAGUGCUUACAAAAAUGUUGCUUUGUGUUUACUGUUGCUACUCGUAAGUCGAUUUGUUAUAGGUUACAUUUCAGCAUGAGUUAUAGUAGAUGCUCGAAAUACAGUAAAACUAAAAAAUAUAGCAUAGCGAAAUAGUCGCUACAUUUUUAAAGCAGUAGCUGUAUAGUUAGUAGCGAACUACCUUUGUUCAAAAGUAGCAGCAGUAGUUGUAGCUGACUACAUAUUUUUGAAGUAGCUGUAGUUAUAGCGAACUACAAAAAUUUUGUAGUCAACCCACCCUUGUUGGAAACAUUGUUAGUUAUUUCCUAAUGAAAACGAGAGACUAUGGUAGCUUCUAAAUUUUCAUGGGUGCAUGCCGAUUGACUGUUAUAUGAAAUUUGAAACUUCGACUUGUGAAAAUCAAGACCAAUGCUCCAUGACCGUAUAAGUAUAACCUGUCAAGGUAUGAAUGCCCAUGCAGAUCAGUGUUAACUUUCGAAGAAACCACCAUUCUGCAUGUAGUGUUUAUGUAUCGAACCGCAUGUAGUAUUUAUGUAUGUAGGGACUGAUUCGUGGUACGUUCUGCUUGGUAUGGGAUAUGAGAUACAAUACAAUAUAAAAUCACACAAUUUUUAGCUUCGUACAUGUACACUGAAAAAAAAAACAAGACAAUGUCAAGGCAAUUGUCAACACAAUUAAAUGUCAACACAAUUAAAUUGCUGAGACACAAUUAAAUGUCAACACAUUUAAAUUGCUGAGACAGUUUGGAAUGAUAAUUUAAAUUCCUUGUUCAAUUUGCUUACCAAAGCUGGACUAAAAGCAAACCGAUUGUCUUAUAAGUGGGCAAGUGACAGACCCUUAUUAUACAGAUCAGACUGAUCAGUGUUAUAACUUUCGAAUAGACCACCAUUCUGCAUGUAUGUAGUAGUAUAACAGACCUAUUAUAUCGGUUGUAGACCACCAUUCUGCAUGUGAAAUAACACUGGACAUGUAUUGUUCCUGUUGCUUGGAUAUUUGUACAGAAAACAGUUAAUACUAAUGAACUAUAUUAAACAGAAAGUUAAACGAAGUUUCCUUGAAAGUUACUGAUUUCCGACAGAAUAACAAAACUGCAAAUUUAUAUGCAAGUACAUAUAACUUUGCUUUAUUUUUGUUGUCGUUUAGUUUUGGGGUGUGACAUUAAAUAGUUAUAUAAACUGUCUGCCAGAUUUUCUCUCCCCUUGGUUAUUUUGGCAGCAUUAUAUUCAUCAGUGCUAAUAAUUUGGUAUUGUAACAUAGCACGAUGAAGAUCUGAGCUUGUACGGAUCGAAAGCAUUGCAAUAAUAGAUUUCCGUGGUUUAAUAUAGCACGAUAAAUAUAUGGGCUUUUACGAAUCGGAAGUAUUGCAAUAAUAGAUAUACACCAUUCUGCAUGUAGUAUUUAGCUAUCAAACCCAUGUAGGGACUAAUUUAUGCAUGGUACGGUUCCAUUCUACAUGGUAUGGGUGAUUUUAUAAAGCCAGAGAUACAAUACAAUAUAAGAUAAUACAAUAUAAGAUCACACAAUUUUUAGCAUUGCCCAUACUGGAAAAAAUAAGAGGAACUUUUUAGGCAGGAAGAAAAUGUUAACACAAUUAAAUUGCUGAAACAAUUUGAAUGAUAAUUUAAAUUCCUUGUCCAAUUUGUUUACCAAAGUUGGACUAAAAGCUAACCGAUUGAAAUACAAGGCUUAGUCGAAUAUAUUGUCUUUUAUUAUAUAGUAGAGAGUGAGAUACUGAAAAAUACACAGUGAGAUAUUUUCCAUAUCUUCACUAGUGAAGAUAUCGAUCACGUGACUUUUAGUAUUUAUAUAAUUUUUUGCUUGGGAUUUAUAUAAUUUUUUGCUUGGCUUGAAGAUAUUACUUGUAUCUUAUCGUGUUAAAAGCAAUACUUUACUCACUCGCUGCGCUCGUUCGUAAAAUAUUGUUUUCACCACUCGAAGAUAAAAGUCAUAUCGUCUUAUCCUCUAUUAAUACUCUAUAUAUAAAUUGGCAGGAGACAGGCCCUUAUUUAUAUUGUGAGUUUCAGACAUGGUUGAAUAAGCUAGAUAGAACGUGCUGCCCUGAACAAAAAGGGGACGGAAGGAAAUUUUUAAGAGGGUGAAACUAUAAGUCAAAAGGUUCUUUUACAUGAAGACAAGAGGUUUUGUGCAUAUCUAUUUUCAAAUAAGUGGAUAGUAUAGCUGUGACGUGUAUCGGGGUUUCAAACAAAGAGAAUUGUGAGAUGAGAGGAACUUAGUAUUUUCCUUCGAUUCCAGACUUUAUUGUUCACUUUAUUUAAUAAUUAUUUAAAACUGUAAUAUUUAUAUACUAUUGAUAUAAGUUUAGAAAAAGCGUUCAUAACAACAAGUGCAUGAAACGACUGGUGUACUAUGAUUAGACAUACUCAGCUCUCAAUUAUCAAGCCUUUUUAAUUUGAAUUUCGCUUUAAUGAGAUAUUUCAUACCUAAUUCAGAAACCUUAAAACCUUCAACUCUAUAACUGCAAAAAGCACAAUGGGAACUUUCUCUAUCGGGUAAAUACUGGCUGUAUGCGCAUGAUGAGAAAUAAGUCUCUGACUAAAUACGACAAACACCAUGUGAUCCUAUUGCGCUUUGUGUCCCCCCCUUUUUUCGCGGUCACAAAAUCGUUUUCUUAAAAUAGAAUAAAUCCUCCCCAAAGUAUUUCUUCUUAGUAUUCUAAUUGUAUCUGGCAAAUUGUUGGUAUCAGAAUUUAUAUUAACUAUGACAUAGUAUUGGAGUGAAGAAGUUUGUAGCGAACUGAAUAAUUUAAUUAUCCUGGGGUUGACUAUAAUUUGCAGUUUAAUCCUACACCUCAUUUCACCUAGCCUCACGAAUAUUCGUCUGACUCUGGCUACGUUUCACCAUAGUUAGUAGAAAAUAAAAAUGGUUUGGAAGCUUGACAAAAGUCAUUGUUCUAUGUUUUUGUCCAAGUUUAUGGAAAUGUGUGCUCUCGGAUUCUGUAUAAUGAGGUGAUUACCCAAUAAGAACCUUAGUUUCAAUCGCUGAACCGUCAUAUUUGAAUAUAAAUAAACGCAAGACAAAAGAUGUGUGCACUCGGAACUACAUUUCAACAUCAUUUGAAGUUUGAAUAGGAAAUUCUUUGAAAUUUACCGGCCUUCCUAACCAUGUUUAUUUCUAUUAACUAUGGUUUCACCCAAGGCCCUGGUUUUUAAUGAAAUGAACAUUGACACUGCAUCAAAAUACUUAGUACCCGAGCUACUGACAAAUAUUAAAAACCGGUUAAUAUCCACAAAGUAAGCAUAUAUUCAAAUUCUGCGGAAGAAAAAUAAUACCAAUCGUUAAUGGGGAUUGCUAAUUUUUCUUACCAGGAAAAUAUUUAGACUGUGCCUCGAAGCUAUUUGUCCCUUUACUUCGACAUGUGCAUUGUCUCAGAUCUUGUUUAAUUUUACAGCUCCAAACAAUGAGUUGGAACGACUCUAUAAAACAUUCGAAGACAAGUAUCCAUUGGAUAAGGAAGCUCCUGCUAAAGUGACAGAUGAUGAAACCGAAAAGGAAGAAGAUGUUGCUGCACCAAACUGGCAGUGGGCCGAACAAGGGGAGAAUGCCUUAGAGAAAAAGGAUGAAUAUCAGGAUGAGGAAGAAAAGGAAGAAGCAAAAGAAUCUGAAAAUGAAGAAUUUGAAGAUGAGAAUGAUGAAGAUGAGAAUGAUGAAGAUGAGAAUGAUGAAGAUGAGAAUGAUGAAGAUGAGAAUGAUGAAGAUGAGAAUGAUGAAGAUGAGAAUGAUGAAGAUGAGAAUGAUGAAGAUGAGAAUGAUGAAAAAGGUUUGCCAUAUGUUUGAAUAUCUAUGAAAUGAAAUUGCAUGCCACCUUUAUCAGUAAACAAGAACAACGUUAUACUGAAUAGCUUAAAAUGUUACCUUCGAGGCCCAAAAAGAGUCGUACCUUAAUGAUCUGUUAUUACAAGAGGAAUUAAACUAACUGUAUUCAUAGUGGAUUAUUCAGUUCUAAAUCAUGCCUUGUUGGUCUUCUUUCAAUACGGAAGGAAACCAAAGUAUAACCUGGAAAUAUUUAUAGCUGGAUUUACUGAGUAACGCUAUCAGUUUUGUUAACACCUCUCCCAAGAAAUACAAUCGUGUCAUUCCUUUUCAUUUUUAAUUUGAUUUGUUUUAAGUUGAAAAUUGAGGUCGUUUCUUAUUGUAAGCAUAUUUUUUAAGAAAUGACGAUGUUGAAGUUAACAGCAAUAACCAAAACAGAGCAGAAGAUACUCAACCAGCAAUUACGAAAGUUAAAAAAAUAUAUAAUCAUUUUAGUUAAAUGUUAUGCUCGUGUAUUUGGUUACAAAUAAAUAGAAAGAUUUCUUUUAAUAUGUUUCCUUCCGUGUAAAUACCAACAUUUCUAACCGCCAUUUGCUGUCUUGUAUGCAUACUGUAUCUCAUCAAUUUCAAAAAUAUAUGUAAUAAAUAUCUCUCUUACUUACUAGAUGAGGAUUAUGACGAUGAAGAAGAUGAAGAAGCCAAAGAAGACGAAGAACCCAAAGAAGAUGAAGACGAAGAAGAAAAAGAGGAACAAGACGAAGAGGAACAAGACGAAGAGGAAAAAGAGGAAGAAGGGGAAGAAGAAAAGAGCGAAGAAGACGAAGAAGCGAAAGACGAGGUAAAGAUAAAUAAUUGAAAAAAAUCAGGGAUAAUUAUGAUCAUCGUUUUGUACGCAUAACCAGGGAUUGAACUAUGGGGAAAUGUGAUCGAGGAGAAUGUUUGGAUGGAAAGAGAAUGAAUGAAUGAAUGAAAUAUCAUAGUAUCUCACGCUGCAUUGCGAAAUCGUGAAUUUGAGUGAAAUACCGUAAAAAAUCACAUUAUCACGUGGUACAAAUGCUGUUUUUUCAUUGGAUAAUUUGAAUUUGAGAUAUAAUAUUCACUCUAACACCAAUUAUUACCAGAUGUAUUAACACACUUAAAUAUUACGUGUAUUUCAGGAUGAACCAGAGUUAGAAUCUGUAGCAGAACUUGAUAAUGAAGAAUUGGAGAAAGAAGUGGAAAAAGAAUUGAAGGAAUAUGAAGAUGAGGAACGUGAAGAUGAGGAACGUAAAGUGGAAGAAAAGCCAGAAACGGAAGAUGAAUAUGAUGAUGAAGAAGAUGAGGAAGAGGAUGGAGAGGAGGUUAGUAUUGAACAUUGAUAUUUCCUAUCGGCUGGCUGAAAAUUACCUGGAUUUUGUAUUAGUAUAGGUAAUCAUGCGAUGGCGAGUACAAUUAGGGAUUAAUAGUACGAGUGAUGUUUGGAAAUUUUGCCAAAAUUGGACGAGCCGCCGGGGCGAAUCCAAUUUGGCAAAUUUCCAAACAUCACGAGUACUAUUAAUCCCUAAUUGUACGAGCAACAUCGCAUGAUUACUUGUCUAUUAUUAGCAUGACAAAAUUGGAUACGUACUUCUCAAUGUCAACAUCAUAUUCUCUCGCCAAAGCCCAGUCCUGCCAGACGUUCAACCAAAAUUUGGUGCUUUUGUUUGUAUUUUCAUUUAGUUCUUUUGUUCAAGCAAAAUUUGGUGCUUUUGUUUGUAUUUUCAUCUAGGUCCUCCACGGCAAUUUCAUUUCACGCUUGUGUUUAAAAUACCUUUCCGCCAUUUUGUUUGUUUUGGGAAAAUCAUUAAUUGUACUGCAGUAGAAUUAAUGAAAUAAUUAUGCAUGGUAUCACACAAGACAACAGUACUCCAACACAGUUUUUGAUCCUGGAUAGUUUUCCUAAUAGGUUUCUCACAAUUUCGUAUGACAGUUUUUGAUCACCUUUUGACACCUUCAUUUCUGGUAUUAAAAAGUCUCUGAUAACUUUCUGACAACCUUUGUUUUUAUUAGUUUCCCGAAGAGAAAGACGAGGAAGAAAAAGUGAAUGACGAGGAAGAAAAAGUGGAUGACGAGGACGAAAAAGUGGAUGACGAGGACGAAAAAGUGGAUGACGAGGACGAAGAAAAGAAUGACGAGGACGAAGAAAUGAAUGACGUGGAAGAACCUGAGAUUACGAAUGACGAGGAGGAAGAACCUAAGAUUGAUAAUGAAGACGAAUCUGAGGAAGAUGAAGAGAAAUAUGAUGAUGGUAAGUAUAAUACUUUCUAAGACUGGACUUAUUAAGAGUUAAAAUUCACAAUAAUAAUAUUAUUAUAAUUACCAUCUUCAUCAUCAUCAUCAUCACUAUAAUCAUUACCAGCGACAUCAUCAUCACCAUGAUCAUUACAACUAUCAUCAUCUCCUCCAACAUUAUCACCACAUCAUUAUCAUCAUCAUUACCACCGUCGCCAUCAUUAUCAUAUUUUUUAUUUAACCAACGCUUGAGUGGGCGUGGACAUUCGGAAGCAAGAAUAGAUUAUUCUUUAACUGUAACCAAAGAUAAAUGCAGUAGUGUUAUGAAAUCCUAAUGCAAUAGUUUUUCUUUCUUUAUACAACAGCUGAUUUACGGGAUCUUUUCAGAAAAGAGUAAAUUAACAGGUAAAGCAUAUCUAACAACAAAUAAUUAUCAGACAAGCUGCUCGUUAAUACUCGACACUUAAGACGGACCCUCUACAGACGAACAAGUAGUUCUGGACAAGAAGUUUUUAAAAAGUUGACUUGCUCAUGCGUACGUUCAAAAAAAGUUUCUUCUCACGAAUUUUUGCAUUGAGUAUAGCUUUCCUUACUGCUUGAAGUAUAUCAGUAAGAUGAUUUUUGCUCGCUAGUUUAUUUGUAGCUUGAAAGUCAGGAAAUAGCAAGUAUAGGCAACAAUAUAUUGUCGAGCAGGUUUCAUGUUAUUUUCUACAUGGUAGGACAAAAAUGACAGAUAUUCCUUGUUAGUGCCUAAAACGUUUUUCUCCAACAAGUUAAAUUUCUCAUCUUAUAAUUCGACAAAUUGAAAGUAUUUUAACAAACCAACAUGCACACAUUUUAUUCAAGCUAUUCCAAACUAAUUUAAUCUGAUUUCUUUCUUUUUAGAAUAUUUGGAGUUUUUCAUCGCACAGCAUCUAUCCACUUUAAAACUAUAUCAUGUAGAAUAUACAUCGUAGAAUUCUGUAGUUAAUUUUUGACUUGGUUAUAAUAUAAUUUGUGCACUUUUUUGUAAACGUGGCUUUAUUUUUUUCUGUCCGUAUUUUUCUACUUACGUUUAGAAUAUUUAUUAAAAGUAUAUAUAGUUGGCCUGUAUGGGUUGUAUUUAUGUUUAAAGAU